AUGUCUGAGGAACGCAUGGUUGGCCUAGCACUUCUGUACACCCACAGAAAUGUCGGCAUCAGCGUGUCGGAAGUUCCAGAGUUCAGUGGAGAGGUCCUUCUCCGAGACUACCUCGUGACCGUGUGGCUCUCGUACAACUGGCCCGAGCUUGCCGACGAGCAGGCGGAGCUCAGCGCCCACAACGGCUAUUUACUGGAGGAGCCCAUGCCGGGCAAUGGACAGUGGCCCAGCGACGAGGACCUGACGGGGGCAGCGGUGGGGCUUUGCCGACUGCAACACACCUACGGUCUCGACGUGCAGCAGAUGGCCGAGCUCAAGAGCCCGUUUCUGAACGUGUCGGCCCACGACCGUCACGUGGUGGGCCGCAGCUGCUUCGACGAGGGUGACGUGGCCAACGGCAUCGGCUGGUGGGCCUCCAGCCUUGACGCCCUGGAGCUGGAGGACGACGAGCCCAGCGAGGAGCGCCUGGCCGUGCUGCAGUCCAUGGCCCGGCUCACGAUGCGCCUGCAAGACAAGACGGCCGCCUUCCGGCUCCUGCUCGCCUACCAGGACGGCGCGCCUGCCCACUUGCGUGCCCGACUGGUGGCCAGGGCACAAGCCGACAGCCGGCUCAAGUGGUCCUUCCUGGCGAGCGACGCGGCCCGGUUCGAGAGCAUGUGCUCUCGGAACUACGCCAGCCGCCCAAGCCCAUCUCCCGGUCUGCGCUGUUUGAUUCUCCACAUCGUCACGGACACCAUGCUGAUGUGGCGACCCCUGCGCGUGGAACUGCUGAACGAAGCUCCGAAGGUGGCGCUCGUGCACAACUUCCUCACUCGGAGCGAGACCCGUACCUUGAAGGAGCUGGCCACGCCCUUCUUGUACCGGGCGACGGUGUUCGGCGAUGACAGAAGGCAGAUACCGGCGUCCACACGCAUCAGCAAGGUGGCGUGGCUGCGCGACGACCCAUACUCGUUUGUGGCGCGACUGAGCGCCGCCGUGUCGGCGACCACGGGCCUUCGCAUGGAGAGCGCCGAGCUCAUACAGGUGGUCAACUACGGCGUGGGCGGCCACUACUCGCCGCACGCCGACUACACGCUACCGCACGAACAGCUCACCGACAUGGAGCUCACCUUGGGCCAGCGCGCGGCCACGUGGCUCAUGUACCUGUCCAGCGUCACCGUAGGGGGCAGCACCAUCUUCCCCAGCCUCGGAAUUAAGGUGGAUGCCACGGAAGGCCGCGCGCUGUUCUGGAUCAACCUGCUGCCAAAGCCGUCCAAUGAGAGUUACUUCGUGCGUAACCCGAUGAACAGGACGCGCAGCCAGGGCGACCACCGCACCAUGCACGGAGCGUGCCCCGUUCUUGUGGGCUCCAAGUGGAUCGCCACAAAGUGGAUCCACGAGCUGGGGCAGUCCAGGAUACCCCACGACUGGCCCACUGCGCUGACCACUUAGGAAGCGCGCAAACGCCACACAGCGGCGGCUGAAUUAAACGUGCACUACUGAGCAUUGCGUUUCGCCACCUCUUGUA
Rhipicephalus sanguineus (brown dog tick) is the source of this 1507-nucleotide messenger RNA. Its product is annotated as prolyl 4-hydroxylase subunit alpha-2-like. The record is from RefSeq and is a predicted model, not a curated record. The coding region runs from base 1 to 1431 and encodes 476 amino acids. Lineage: Eukaryota; Metazoa; Arthropoda; Arachnida; Ixodida; Ixodidae. The transcript has 7 exons. Gene Ontology annotation, cellular component: endoplasmic reticulum. Gene Ontology annotation, biological process: peptidyl-proline hydroxylation to 4-hydroxy-L-proline. Gene Ontology annotation, molecular function: procollagen-proline 4-dioxygenase activity; protein binding; L-ascorbic acid binding.